Paramecium tetraurelia is the source of this 609-nucleotide messenger RNA. RefSeq lists its product as uncharacterized. Gene Ontology annotation, biological process: translational initiation. The record is from RefSeq and is a predicted model, not a curated record. The transcript is spliced from 3 exons. Gene Ontology annotation, molecular function: translation initiation factor activity; RNA 7-methylguanosine cap binding. Lineage: Eukaryota; Ciliophora; Oligohymenophorea; Peniculida; Parameciidae. Gene Ontology annotation, cellular component: eukaryotic translation initiation factor 4F complex.
AUGAGUGAUAAAUUUCAUAAGUUGAGUAGUAAAUGGACGAUAUCAGAGAAAUACAAUGCUAGUCAAAACAUAGAUUAUAAGAGAACUAUUGUUGAUAUCUGUUCUUUUUCAACUGUUGAGGAGUUAGGAUUUCUGAUGAAAAAGACUAUAUAUUCAAAAUUAUCAGAUAUUUUAAGCGAACCUUAAAAAUGCAAGAUAUUUAAACAAUUUCCUGAUGAGAAUGCAGAUGCUUAAAUUGAAGCGAUAUAAUUUUUUAAAAAUGACAUCAAGCCUUGGUGGGAGGAUGAAAAUAAUAAAAAUGGAGGAGAGGUUCAAUUUGACAUUUCAACACAAUAUUAUACAGUUUAUGAUUAGAUUUAUAUUGAUAUUCUCUUGCAAAUUAUAGGAUAAGCAACAGAAGAAUUAAGACACAUUAAUGGAUUGAGAGUUUUGGAUAAAAUUAAUGCCAAAUAAGGAAAUAGAAUAAGAAUUGAAUUAUGGAUGGACAUUGAUCCAAAAGAUUAAGAUGAAUCCAUUGGGAAGUUAAUUGAAUGGAUAGAUAGUACAUUAAAAAAACACAAAAUUGAUAUUGAUUAAACUUAAUUUAUUAAAGUGUCUCAUAGAAAAUGA